Ictidomys tridecemlineatus (thirteen-lined ground squirrel) is the source of this 3947-nucleotide messenger RNA. Lineage: Eukaryota; Metazoa; Chordata; Mammalia; Rodentia; Sciuridae. The record is from RefSeq and is a predicted model, not a curated record.
UAUCAACAACCCAUGCCCGGCAAUCAGGAAAUAGACUGUUGGCUAAAGGAGUACCUGGAGGCCGAGACAGGAAGUAUGGGUCUGGCCAAACACCGGCCAGCAGUGUUUGUGGAACUAAAACCUGGAGUGGACCUGGCUAGGGUUCGUCAAUACUCAAUGUCGGUGGAAGCUCGAGCAGGAAUAACCCCCCAUUUUCAGCAACUGUUAGAUUUGGGGGUCCUACAGUCUUGCCAGUUGGCCUGGAACACCCUGCUUCUGCCUGUUUGAAAGCUUCAGUCCAUUGACUACCGGCAGGUCCAAGACCUGAGGGAGGUGAACAAAAGGGUGAUGGACAUUCACCCCACUGUCCCUAACCCAUAUACCCUCCUAAGCUCCCUGUCACCUGAAAGGCAGUGAUAUACAGUAAUAGAUCUAAAAGAUGCCUUCUUUAGUCUGCCCCUGGCCCCGAGGAGUUAACAACUAAUCGCCUUCGAGUGGUCGGACAAGGAAAAAGGAAUCAAUCAAUGGACAGCUAACGUGGACCAAACUCCCACAUGGCUUCAAGAAUUCUCCUAUUAUCCUCGAUAAAGCACUCCAUGAGGACCUAGGUGAGUUCUGGGAGAAGCACCCUGAGCUAACUCUCUCACAGUAUGUAGAUGAUUUGUUGAUUGCAGCCCAGACCAGAAAAGGGUGCCUAAAAGGGACCGGAUACCUGUUGCAGAUCAGGGGGACCUAGGUUACUGAGCCUCAGCAAACCAAGAAAGCUCAAAAAUCUGCAAGCCUAGGGUAUCUGUUAAAAGACAGGCAAUGCUGGCUAACACAGGCCAGGAAAGAGACAGUUUUAAAAAUCCCUGUACCCCAGACCCCAAGGCAUUGAGGGAGUUUCUGGGAUCUGCUGGCUUUUGCAGGCUGUGGAUACUUGGGUUUGCUGAAUUAGCCAGGCCUCUGUGCGAAGGCACAAAUGCAACUCAGCCCUUCCAGUGGACUGAGGAGAUGGGCAGAGCCUUCAAUCAAAUUAAGACUGCAUUGCUAUCUGCACCAGCUCUAGGGCUACCCAAUGUCACGAAACCAUUCUAUCUAUACAUUGAUGAGAGCAAAGGGGUUGCUAAAGGGGUCUUGACCCAGUAUCUGGGUCCCUGGAAGAGGCCAGUGGCCUACUUGUCAAAAAGGCUGGACCCUGUGGUGGCCAGCUGGCCACCUUGCUUGAGGAUGUUAGCUGCCACUGCCCUAAUGAUAAAGGACGCCAACAAACUAACCUUAGGACAAAGAGCUAUAUAUCACCACCACCCCCAUGCCAUCGAAGGAAUCCUAAAGCAACCCCCAGACCGGUGGCUAAGCAAUGCCCGGCUCACCCAUUAUCAAGGGCUGUUACUUAACCCUCUCAGAAUUACCUUUUAGGCAUCCUCAGCUCUCAACCCCACAACCCUACUACCCAACCCCGACUUGGAGGCUCCCUUGCAUGACUGUGCACAGAUCCUAGCACAGGUCCCCAGCAUCAGAGAAGACCUCCAGGACCAGCCAUUGCCGGAUGCAGAGCUUGGAUGCAGAUCCCGUUCACGGAUGGGAGCAGCUUCAUUCAACAAGGUCAGAGGUAUGUGGGCACAUGGUAGUAACAGAGACUGAAGUGGUAUGGGCUGAGCCUCUCCCAACAGGAACAUCAGCCCAGAGAGCUGAACUGAUAGCCUUGACCCAAGCACUAACGCUAGGAAAAGACAAAAAGCUGACUGUGUACACCGAUAGCCGGUAUGCUUUUGCCACGGCCCACAUACAUGGCACCAUCUAUAAGAAAAGAGAGCUACUGACAGCUGAGGGAAAAACUAUAAAAAAAAGAAGAGAUAUUGGCCCUUAUUACAACCCUAUGGUUGCCUAAGAAAUUGGCCAUUGUCCACCGUCCAGGACAUCAGAAACCUAAGGACAUGGUAUCCAGAGGGGACAAUCUAGCAGAUAAAACCGCUUGGGAAAUAGCCAUGCAAAGAGAGAUUGUGAUGAUAGCCAACCUGCCUGACCCAGGACCCCAAAGCCUACCAGAAAUGCCACAAUAUUUCAAAGAGGACUUAGAGUGGAUUAAAGGAUUGCCUAUGACUCAGUGCCUUAAUGGAUGGUGGCGAGACUCCCAAUGUCAUGUGAUAGUAUCUGAAAAGUUAGGCAACAGAAUUUUGCAAAAAAUGCAUCUCUCCACCCACAUGGGUGAGAGAAAAAUGCAGGACCUACUAAGCCAUGCUAAGAUAAAGAUUUAAAAUGCAAAUUCCAAGACCCAGCAGAUUGUUGCUACCUGUAAGGCCUGCCAGCUGAGGAAUACGGGCCACAGCACAAUCGACCCUGGGAAUCGGGUAAGAAAAGACAGAACAGGAGCCUAUUGGGAAGUAGACUUCACUGAGGUAAAACCUGGCAAAUAUGGAUAUAAGUACCUUUUAGUUUUUAUAGAUACUUUUUCAGGAUGGCAGAAGGAUUUCCAACUAAGCGUGAGACAGCUCAAGUAGUAGUUAAAAAGUUGCUGGAAGACAUCUUACCCAAGUACAGCUUCCCAGUCUUGGUAGGGUCGGAUAAUGGACCGGCCUUUAUGUCUAAGGUAAGUCAGGGACUCGUGUCUAUUCUUGGGGCAGAUUGGAAAUUGCAUUGUGCUUACAGACCCCAAAGUUCAGGACAAGUAGAGAGAAUGAAUAGAACCCUAAAAGAGACCCUAACCAAAUUGACCAUGGAGACUGGCGGAGACUGGGUAGCCCUCCUUCCCUAUGCCCUGUUAGGAGCCACUCCCUUUGAAAUUAUGUUUGGCAUACCCCCUCCCAUAAUCCCCUGCUUGUCUGAGCACCUGCUUGUAGAAUUUGAUGACUCUGACCUCUUACAUUCCCUAAAAGCCCAGCAACAAGCCCACCAGGACGAGUGGUCCCAUCUCAAAGCUCUGUAUGAAACAAGACUCCCUCCUCAGCCACACAGCUUCCGUUCCAGAGACUGGGUCUACAUAAAGAGACAUCAACAGGAAUCACUGCAACCUCCCUGGAAGGGACCAUACGGGGUGAUCCUCACAACACCCACCGCUCUCAAGGUCAACGGGAUUGCCACCUGGAUCCACUACUCUCAUGCAAAGCCAGCAGACUUGUUCUCUGUGAGGAGCGACUUCAUUCCGGAUUCGAAUUCCAAGUGGCUCAGUGGUGCUCAAGAUCCUGAGGAACAUAAGGUCUGAUGCAUGAAAGAAUCAUUAAAGUUGUUCAAGUAAUAAGGUAUAUGGCUGUAUGGAAUAGAGGUUUUGAUGUCUUUGUCCCUUUCUUUGUAGUCGCAAGGGUGAAUUUUGAGACAGUCCUAAUUACAUAUAUGAGCAUAUCUGGGAAUUGUACCUCUGCCCUGUAGCUGAGUUGGGCUCUUAGAGAAUUUCUGUAGAACUCAGUUCCACAUUUAGAUUUUCUAUUAAUAAGGCUAGUUUGAAACUUGACACAGAAUUAACAUUAAAGAUUGUCUUUAUUGUUGGUUCAUAUACUCUACAAAGAUGACCAAGGCUGAUUCAUUAAGAUCAGAGCCAGGAGGGGUGGUUCACACCUGUAAUCCCAGUAGCUCAGGAGGCUGAGGCAGGAGAAUCACAAGUUCAAAGCCAGCCUCAGCAACUUAGUGAGGCCCUGUCUCUAAAUAAAAUAUUUUAAAAGGGCUGGAGUUGUGACUCAGUGGUUAAGCACUCCUGGGUUCAACCCAUGAUACCAAAAAAGAAAAAAAGAUCAGUUAGAAUAAUUCUAAAUUAACUAGCUAUUUUACAACUAUCUUAAGAAAUUGUUGAAUGCUUUAAUUUAUAAGUCAUUAUAAAAUUAUUCUUACUAUUCCAGAUAAUCAUGUACACUCAAUUAGUAGAGGCAUAAAUAUGGCAGGACUAGAGUUAAAUUCUAAGAUUUACCUCUUACCUGAGCAAAAUAUCUGUAUAUCAUACCAAAUUUGAAACUGUCCUCAUUGUUGGUUUACUAAAGAAAACUUUUUACUUUCAAAAA